AUGGAUGUAACCCCUUUAUCACUUGGCAUAGAAACACUUGGAGGAGUUACUUCAGUCUUAAUCCCACGAAAUACCCCAAUUCCAACCACAAAGGAGAAAGAUAACUUUAGUACGACUGCUGAUAACCAAACUGGUGUCCUCAUCCAAAUCUUUGAAGGGGAAAGAACGAUGACCAAGGAUAACAAUUUGCUCGGCAAGUUUGAUCUUAAUGGAAUUAUUCCUGCUCCCAGAGGUGUUCCAAAGAUUAAUGUGUGCUUUGAUAUAGAUGUCAAUGGAAUCUUGAAUGUCUCUGCUGAAGAGAAGACAUCGGGGCAGAAGAACAAGAUCACCAUUACUAAUGAUAAGGGAAGGCUGAGCAAAGAGGAGAUUGAGAAGAUGGUUCUCGUGGCUGAAAGGUUUAAGGCAGAAGAUGAAGCGAACAAGAGAAGAGUUGAGGCCAGGAAUGCACUGGAGACCUACACGUACCUUUUGAGGAACAAAAUGGGGGAUGACAAGGUUUCAUCCAAGAUGGGCUUUGCUGAUAAGAGAAGGAUCAAUAACGCAAUUGAGCGAGCGAUCAAGUGGCUCGAGGAUAAUCAGUUGGCUCAUACCGAGGAGUUUGAGUGUAAGAAGAAGGAACUUGAGGAGAUAUCAAACCCUAUCUUUGUGAAGAUGUAUAGGGGGUGA
Molecule: messenger RNA, 666 nt
Organism: Asparagus officinalis (garden asparagus)
Lineage: Eukaryota; Viridiplantae; Streptophyta; Magnoliopsida; Asparagales; Asparagaceae
Product: heat shock cognate 70 kDa protein-like
Exons: 1
Coding region: 1-666 (221 amino acids)
Biological process (GO): cellular response to unfolded protein; protein refolding
Cellular component (GO): cytoplasm
Molecular function (GO): heat shock protein binding; ATP hydrolysis activity; misfolded protein binding
Source: RefSeq, a predicted model, not a curated record